CAAAUGAAAAAUAAUCGAGAAUCAUAAAUGAUUACAAUUUUGCUAACUUCUUUUAAUAAAUUAUUUUUUUACUAUGCAUAUGAUUAAUCUGAUGUUUCCUCAUCAAGUGACGUAACACUACUCCGAAAAAUUACCAAAUCAUCCCAACAUUUGCCCAAACACUUGGGUUGAAAAUGUGAUAAUUAAAUUACCGACUUCUAGUCCUUUUCAAUGUGAAAAUUCAAUUUUACGCUUUUCCAAAUGAGAACAAAAAACUUUCUGCUUACAUUAUGUGUGAUAGUAUCAGUCAGUCUGAUUUUCAUCAUAUUUGGCCAAGAAAAACCUGAAAGUAUUCAAAAUAUUGUCAGUACAACCAAUGAACAAAUAAAAAAUUUCAAGGAUAACCUUCAUGAUGCAGAAACUAAAACCCUAAAUGCUGAUGAGAAGUACCUACAUCGUCUAGGUUUCAUGGGUCAAACCAGACUUUACCCACAUGAUGUUUGGAAAAAUACUUCACUUCCUGUUAUUGUUACCUAUGUCAUAGAGGGUCAGGAAAGCCAGGCAGCUGGUCUUAUUUUCAAUAUUGCAAAGAUACUACCAAAUAAUACCAUUCUAGUUUAUAAUUUAGGAAUAAGUGACCAAGGAUAUAAAAUGCUCACAAAUUAUUGUAAUUCUACCAGAUGCCAAGUAAUCAGUUUUGAUUUAUCGGAAUUUCCAUCUCAUGUAGAAAUAGAUGUCCUCCAUGCAUAUAGACCAUUAGUAAUUCAGGAUGCCCUCUACAACACAGGAGCAAUUUUCUUCAUAGAAUCAAAUUACCGGAUACUGAAAAAUGCAUCUCAUGAUGUGAUCACCAGACUUUACAAGGACAUAGUGAAAAACUCGGGUAUCCUGGCUUGGCCAUUCGAAUUGAAGAACCCUGUGUCCAGUUUAACACACAAGAAAAUGUUCGAGUACUUUCACACUGACGCAGACAGCUUCCUUUUUCUCCAGAUGGUCAGAGCAGAUAUCCUGGUCAUUGUUAAUACGGAAAGUAUUCACAAAAAUGUGAUGUUGCCAUGGGUGCAAUGUGCUUUAACUCAAGACUGCAUUAUACCUAUAGGGGCCCAAUCUGCAGGUUGUAAGUUUGACAAAAAGCCUCAGUUUAGAUAUUCUGGGUGCCACAGCUAUGACACUUCUGCAUUGAAUAUAGCCUUGGGACUUGUUUUUGAACAGAACAGUGAGUCAUAUACAUAUAGUGAUUCUGUUAAUUAUUUUGAAGUGGUUUCUUUAAAUAAAGCUGAAGCUAUGUUGAAGGAACUGGAACAGAAUUCUACUACUGAAGGACGCUUAGACUCCUUUCAAUGAAUGUGUGAAUUCAUGAGGACUAAUUUGAUACCAAACAUUUUUUUUAUACACCUUAUUUUUUUCAUAAUAUAAUUAUGAAUAUUUUGUUUGUAACACUUGGUCAGAAAUUCAGUUCAUUAGAAAACUCGCCAAGUUUCAUCAUAUCUCAGCCAGAUUUGAGGAAAAAACAUUAUUUAUUUCUCAACAAGACUUCUGAACUGAUUCAGUUUUGUUAUUUGCUUGUUUUCAGUCCUUUUAAUUUACUAUCCAUUCCUUUUAUAAUAUACAUAGGUUCGUAAAAAGCAAAUAUGUGAUCCAAUUCAGUAUGAGAAUAUUUUUAUAUAUACAUUAAAAUGUAUAAUUAUCUUCAUUUUUUUCUUCGGCAGGAAGACUCUCAUUUAGUAAUCUGCGUCGAAAUUAUACCUUACUCUCAUUCUUACAGAUGAAAUCUACUCAAUUUAGUAGAAGAAAAAACUUUUUUUUUUUUCACCCAUCAUCACUGUUCAUUAAUCAAGGUUUUUUAUUUACUCAUUUCGAUGCCAAGAGUUACGUUAACCAAAAAUGUAUGUGAUUCGCAUUGCUAACUUAUUUAGGGCUGCUUUUAAUUGAUCUCAAGAUGAGUUACUUCUGCUCAAUAUUUUGAAAUUGUGUGGGUCCUCAUAAUAUUUGACAUGCUAUUCAUCCCUUUCAAUUUUUUAGAUUAGUUUAUUAUAGCAUAGAGUUCAACUAGUCCUGACCAUAAUUAUUUAUUAACGGACACAUGUAAAUAUCUCAGUUGUGAAGAGAAAAUAACUUUUUUCUACGGCUAUAACAAAAAAUUGCUCUUGUUCUACUGUGUUUGAUACAUCAGUGAGGAACUUUGUAUGUCAUCAAUUUUAUUUCCGUAUCUGAUAUCACAAUGACACCAUUGUGUUAUUAUUUC
Molecule: messenger RNA, 2224 nt
Organism: Phaedon cochleariae (mustard beetle)
Lineage: Eukaryota; Metazoa; Arthropoda; Insecta; Coleoptera; Chrysomelidae
Source: the annotation of a GenBank genome assembly